This is a messenger RNA of Solanum stenotomum, 828 nucleotides long. RefSeq lists its product as uncharacterized. NCBI's taxonomy places the organism in Eukaryota, Viridiplantae, Streptophyta, Magnoliopsida, Solanales, Solanaceae. Bases 53 to 700 code for a protein of 215 amino acids. The record is from RefSeq and is a predicted model, not a curated record. The transcript has a single exon.
CAGAAUUUCAAAAACAAAAUCAUUUCCUUAAUCAAAACUCAUUUGAAUAAACAUGGAAUCCUUAAAUUUCCACAACAUCAAAUCAGAGAAAGCAAAUGCCAUGAUAAGGUACAAAAAACGUCAAAGAGUAACAAUGUUGUUUCGAUUCAUCGAAUUCUGUAUAUUUUUCGUCGUAAUCUCAAGAUUUUCCACUCAAAAAUUACCAGAUUAUUUCAAGGGAUUUGAUGUCACCCUCAUUAGUCCGCGAUUCGUCUUUGUCCUUAUAAACGCCAUUGUUAUCACCCUCUUCUUCAAAUCAGGACAUUCAUCCGCUAAAGAUGGUUCCAUGGAAAACGUUAAAUUGGAUUUGUAUGAUGAGUACAUGCAAAAAUAUUCGAUGAACAAAGAGGCUUAUUAUGAACAGAGCAAAAAACAGAGGAAACAGAGCAUUGUAGCAGAAAGACGAUUAGAAAAGAGAAUUCAUCGAAGUCACUCGGAAAACACUUUAUGUUUGGCUCAUGAUGAGAAAAAAACUAGAAAAAGAAUGAUGAGGUCCGCUACAGUUGGAUGCUUGAAAAAUAUAGACACUGACACUGUAAAACCAACAACUUCAUAUCCAGAGGAUGGGAUGAGCAAUGUCGAAUUCAGGAAAACUAUUGAGGCCUUUAUUGCAAGACAACAAAGAUUAUUGAAGGAAGAAGAGUUUUCAAGUUUAAAAUAAAGAGAUAUCUUGAAAAAAUAUCACUAGCACAUUAGGUGAUCGGGAAAAAAAUAGUUAAGAAAACAAAUGUAAGUUUAUAGCUAUUUCCAUUAACUAUUUUUAAAAAAUAAAAUUGUAGUAUAUUUAAA